Molecule: messenger RNA, 1776 nt
Organism: Lytechinus pictus (painted urchin)
Lineage: Eukaryota; Metazoa; Echinodermata; Echinoidea; Temnopleuroida; Toxopneustidae
Exons: 1
Coding region: 1-1776 (591 amino acids)
Cellular component (GO): membrane
Molecular function (GO): alpha-(1->3)-fucosyltransferase activity
Source: RefSeq, a predicted model, not a curated record
AUGUACCUGAUGACGACUCAGUCGGACCAUCAUGUUAAGCGUCUCGUUUGGAGGCACCGGGACACAGCCAGUGACAGUGGGCUAUCCAAAGAAUCACUACUAAACCUUGGUAACCUAGGGGAGGAUCAAGAAAUCUUUCAGAAUAUACGAAGGCGGAGUGACAGUGUAGAAAAGGAGCACCGAGACCCCUGUCAAAGCAUAAGACCUAUUCAAAGUCCAAUUGAAUUCAAGGAUUAUAUUGAUACCAUCAACAUCCAUCCACCAGAUCGGAAUGAAGGUAAUAGUAGGAUGAAUAAGAAACCGCGAAGAAAUGCAAGUUCAGAAAAAGAAACCCAAGUCAAUGGUUCCUUUUACAAGUCCACAAGAAAUACCGAAGAAAACUCACCAAAACCAAUAAAUGACUCCUUACGAAAAGAGCAUGUGGUUAUACGAGGUAGAAGGUAUUACAAAAACUUGAUAAGAUCUAUAAAAAGACUCAGUACGGACCAUCAAGAAAGUGGUACAAACGUUUCGUUUGGAAGCAAGUUGGGAGAAGGUAUGAACAUUGUGAAUAAUAAAAGCAAAACCUCCAUGGAAAGCAAGAAAGACUACGGCCUACGUAAGCAUAUCAACCAAGGUCUAAAUGCCAGUUUAUUCAUAAUAAAUGGGGUAAAAAACCGCCCAAAGUGUACUAAAGUGGUAUCUAUAUACACACAUAAUAUGAACCCUUUCGGAUAUUGGCCAGAGUAUAGAGAUCUCGAAUGGUUGUUCGAAGAUGACCGAAGUUUGGACAACACUGACUCUCCAACAACUGGACACGUCUUCUGUCCAAACCAGCAUUGUGAUAUCAAGCUCAUUCCAACUGACAAUAAAACUCUGCUUGCUGCUAGCGAUGCCAUCAUUCUAAAUGUUACCCCGGUGCUAUCGGCACCUAACGCAAGCAAAAUUUCAGAAAGACUCCUUAUUACUCUUCCGACCGAGAGAGUGAAGAUUGUUUUCUACGGAAUGGAGAGUCCCAACAUGAUGGUUAAUUGGGACAGUUCUAUACGGGAUGUUUAUUUCCAUUAUUCCAUGACGUACCAUUCUUCAAGUGAUCUGUUUCACCCAUACGGGCGGUACAUCCCAGGAUAUCCCAUGGAUGACCUUGAUCAGUCCAUAAACUACGCGGCGGGAAAGACAAGACUACUAGCAUGGAUGGCCAGCAAUUGUUACUUUACAUUUUGGCCGCGACGCGAGUGGGUGUUACAGUUAAAACAAUUCAUUUCAAUUGAUAUACACGGUGAGUGCGGUAAUGUAACCUGCACACCAAAGUUAUCGAGGAAUUGCGCCAGAAUGAUGAGGUCGUACAAGUUCUAUUUGGCGUUGGAAAACACCCAGUGUGACGAGUACAUCACAGAGAAGUUUUGGGAUAACGGUCUUUUGAACGGCGUCGUCCCCGUCGUGUACGGCGGGCGAAGGGAGACAUACGAGAGACUGGCGCCACCUGGGUCAUUUAUCUUCGCUGCCGAUUUUGCUUCUCCUAAAGAUCUUGCCGACUACUUGAUAAAACUUGAUAAUGACAAUGAGCAAUACAAUCGAUUCUUUGCAUGGCGGAAACGUGGCCGGAUCGUAAAGACCUAUCCGAAUCUUAGACCGAAAGCGUUUUGUGGUUUGCUGCCGUUGCUAUCUAAGGGAGAUGAUGAAGAAGUGCCAAUAAGACGUGCAGGGGAUACCCCGUACUUUCGAGGAUGCAGAGAUGAUGAACAUGCGCGGUUCAUUAGACCAGGGGAUAUAGAUAAUUGGUCCCCUUGGAAAUGA